Closterium sp. Yama58-4 is the source of this 1584-nucleotide messenger RNA. The record is from the annotation of a GenBank genome assembly. Lineage: Eukaryota; Viridiplantae; Streptophyta; Zygnematophyceae; Desmidiales; Closteriaceae.
AUGAAUACUUGCAAGACUCAACGCCGUGCUUUUGUCAGUCAACUCUGCUGUCUGAAAAGCAUCACUACCGCUAUCAAGAAGAGCAUCGUAGACGCCAUGCCGCAUUCCUCGGAAGCCAUUGACUUGCCGGCGUCGCACUCGCAAUCCUGCUCGCCCGGAACACAGACUUGCAAGACUCACUGUCAUGCUUGUUGCUCGGCCGCCAUGCCGCAUUCAUCGGAAGCCAUUGACUCGCCGGCCUCGCAAUCCGCGUCGCCCGGCAUGCAGCCAUGGUCGCCAGAGGUGGGUUGGGAGAGGUGGAUUGGGAGAGGUGGAUUGGGAGAGGUGGAUUGGGAGAGGUGGAUUGGGAGAGCUGGGUGCGUUUCUCAACGCCUCUCCUCUCGCCUGUGGCCGUGUGGUGAUGGCAGGAAGUUCACAGACCGCUUUCGCCAGCACUUCCUGCGAAAGCACCUGGGAGCUGCUGCAUUCUCCCAGCACGUUUCAUUCCACGGAGACGGUCAGCAGGAUUUCAAGCAGCAGCAGCAGCAGCAGCAGCAGCAGCAGCAGCAGCAGCGGCGGCAGCAGCGGCGGCAGCAGCGGCAGCAGCAUUCGGAUGGCGUUGGUUCACCUGCAGUGGCGUUCGGAGGGCUGUCGUAUGGCGAGUGCAUGAUGGCGUUCCUCGACCCCAAUGCUCGCUGCUGCCUCCCACCAGCCCCACCCUACCUCUCAUCUCUCACCAAUCCUCAACCUGCUUCCCACGCUCCUUAUCCUGCUUCCCAAACCGCCACUUUCUCUGCUGCUGCGUCUACCACCACCGAGUUUGCUGCUGCCUUCCCCGUUGCUGCUGCCUCCAACGCCGCUGCUCUGCGCCGUGCUGUGAAGCGACCGAGGGACGACUGCCCUGGGCUGGGCGCACACCACCUGUUGCUGGGUGGAGGUGAGAGCCUGUUGCUGGGUGGAGGUGAGAGCCUGUUGCUGGGUGGAGGUGAGAGCCUGUUGCUGGGUGGACAUGAGACUGGGUUGGUGCGAAGCUGGUUGGUGCAAGACGGUGUGGUGCGAGAGGGGGUGGUGUGUGGCACGGAGCACCAGCGUCAGUCAGUGGCAGAGCAGUUUCAGCAGCACGGGGCGAGCAGCGGCGUGCAGCAGCAGGCAUCAGAAGAGGCCCUUUUGGAGGCUCUGCUGCAGGAGGAGCGUCGCCAGCAGCAGGGAGGAGUGGCGAGCAGGGCGCAGCGGGUGUUGUGGCCGCGGCUUGGGUCGGAGAGUGCCCUUCCAGACGACGUGCUGCUGGGGUGCAGCAGCAGCGACGAACCUGCCUUCACGCAACGUGCUGCUCUUUGCACACUGCAGAGGGUGGAAUGGCUGCGCGUUGGGUCGGAGAUCGCCCUUCCAGACGACGUGCUGUUGGGACUUUGCUGUGAGGACCCUGCCUCCGUGCAACAUGCUGCUCUCUCUGCUCCUCUGCCCUCCCAGCCACUCGCACCGCUGCUAUCGCCAAUGCCCUCCCCACUCACUGCUCUGCGCGGCUCUGGUCCCGGCAGCACGAGCAGCUGCAUUUCAGCGAUGCUUGCUGGGAGUACAUGGGCUGCACAGGAGCAGGAAUACUAA